AUGUCUGAGAAGAAGAUGACUGAGGAGAAGAAGAUAACUGAGAAGAAAAAGAUAACUGAGGAGAAGAAGCUGUAUGAAGAGAAGAAAAUUGUGGAUCCUUUUAUUGCUGUUUUUAUGAAUCUAUGCAUAAAUUCUCGUCUUGUGCGUCGACGGUUGCGGCAUAUUGCUGUUAGGGGUGCGUCAGUUCACAAGAAAUUUCUGUAUGGCUCAGUUUGUUUGCUUCUAGUUACUAGUGUUUUCAUGGUACUACCGUUACCAAACAUACCAUUCUUUUGGGUGCUAUUUCGUGCUUAUUCUCAUUGGAGAGCUCUACAUGGAAGUGAGAGGCUCCAGUUACUGAUUUCUGACUGCUCAGAUCAGUGGGAAGUCCUUGAGAAGGAGAAUAUUAAUUCAGUUAAGGAUGGUAAAUCCAGUGAAAAUGCACGGUAUUCUCCUUGGAAGCUGCGGCCGUCAGAAAAGCUUGACAGGUUUCUUGAGGGUAGAAACUUAUAUGAAGGUUUGGACUGUCAUACCAUUUCGAGUAUAUGCCAGGAGUAUGAUUUGGACAAGACUGAUGUUCUCAAGUACAGGGAUCUUCCGUAACCACAUCCAGAUUGUUUCAUUGAGGCUUAUACGGUAAAAAUUCUUCUGCUAGUGAGAUCAAGAUUAAGGGUACAGGAGUUGCAUGGACCCACUAGAAAUUGGUGGCCAAAGUACCAAACGAGUUCUUUGAAACAGCUUCAGUUUUUCUUGUUAUGUACCAAAUCGGUCUGCCACUAGUGCAAUGACCACAGAAACAAAACCAGGGCAGGUUCCCACUUCCCACCGUGUAAAUAGAGAUGCAGUCGUCAUUUUUCUAGCUGUCAUUUUUCUAGCUGGGUUCUAGUCUUUGGACGACAAAUACAAGAGUAGGGUUGAGAUUGACCAUCCGUACGUGCUUUUCUUUUUUUUCAUGGCUCCCAAUCUAUCUUUGGUUGUAUUUGAAUCUUGUGCUGGGGUCCAAUGCGUAAUCUUCUCGUUUUGUGAGGGAUUCUAAAGCUUUGAUCUCUGAAGUGACUUUUCUGCACAAAUGUAUGAUUAGCUUUACAUCUGGACUGAUCA
Molecule: messenger RNA, 1080 nt
Organism: Zea mays
Lineage: Eukaryota; Viridiplantae; Streptophyta; Magnoliopsida; Poales; Poaceae
Exons: 6
Coding region: 1-582 (193 amino acids)
Biological process (GO): proton transmembrane transport; potassium ion transport
Cellular component (GO): mitochondrial inner membrane
Source: RefSeq, a predicted model, not a curated record